Messenger RNA from Caenorhabditis briggsae, 852 nucleotides. Gene Ontology annotation, biological process: chromatin organization; regulation of DNA-templated transcription. The transcript has 4 exons. The coding region runs from base 1 to 852 and encodes 283 amino acids. Lineage: Eukaryota; Metazoa; Nematoda; Chromadorea; Rhabditida; Rhabditidae. The record is from RefSeq and is a predicted model, not a curated record. Gene Ontology annotation, cellular component: NuA4 histone acetyltransferase complex; nucleus.
AUGUCCUCACAACAAAACGGUACGCCAAAAAUCGAAGCAGAAGCCCAAGAUCUCAAUUCUGGAAUUCAAUCACAAACCAAAAUUUGGAGAACCAGAAUUCCGGAACCUCUGCCACUGGAAAAAUAUCCAGUUUUCCGCCUCCCUGCCGUCCUUGAGGAGGUUAUCAAGAAAGACUUCUUGGACCGCCAAAAUAACUGCAAUUCUGAAUUGCCAGUCGAGUUCAAAUCCAUUACGGAUAUAAUCACAACCAAACUGCUGUUAAUUGAAGUUUUCAGUUCAAAUUGGAGUUCGAAGAUUAUGAUUCGAAAGUUAUGGAAUCCAACGACUACUCCAAUGGGAGAAACAAAGAAGAACGUCAAGCAAUUGCUCUACAAAACUGAAUGGAAGAAUGCUCAAAAACAAGCAACGAAUUUUGCAAGACAACAGAAAAAGAGAAAAAUCGAGGAUCCAGGCUAUGUCAUUGUCGAGUUCAAGGCCACUGAGCACUAUGGUUUCAUUCAUCUUCUCCGUCUUUUUACAAAACUUCCAAACUUGAUAUACGGAUGCCGUUCCGGAACCGUCUGGACGUAUAACGGUUUAAAGAACAUCUUCAACAGCCUGACCCCAUUUAUUCAAUUUCUUGUCGAGAAUAAAGAUGUCUUUCAAAGAGCAGUUAACAAAAACCCGGCAUUCAACAGUGGAGACAACGAUGAUGGUGACAUGGUGCCGAAACCGAAGAAGUCUCGCCUAGAAAAUUAUGAGAACGGAGUGAAUCUUGACGGAGCGCCUUCAAAAAUCACUAAGAGCGAUAAGGAUGAUUUCCAACAGCCAAACAUGAGAUUGAGCAGAAAAAAAAGAAUAGCUGCGGAGUAG